ACCUUACGCAAAAAAAAGGUUGUCUAGAAUUCUGGAUCCAAUUAAUAGAAAUCGCCUCCAUUUUUACUAAUGUUAAUUUCGUUUUUAAGUGUCGACCUGGUCAUGCCUCCUCCGCUGUCAUCUGUCACUGUCAGUCAGUGUCAAAAUAAAUAUUUUGAACUCGAUUGAUACUGAAUUAUUGAAAGUUUUUAACUCAUUUACUUCAUUAAAAUAACAAGGUUUUGUGAAAUUUGCUGAUGUGUUUGUAUAAUAUAUAUUAUAUAAUUCGGGGUAGCUCGAAAAAUAUAGAAUUUAGGUAGAAAACUAAAUUUACCUUGUUUAUAAGAAAUGUAUUAGGUAUAUAUGAAUCCAAGUGCCUGACGACAUUUCAACAUAUCAUUUCAUAAAUAACCAUGCUUGUAAGUGCAUAGAAGAUUUUGUUCAUCAAGAAAUGUAAAGAAACAGAGUCAGAACUGAAAAUGGAUGCCCAAAUUCAACAAGUGGUACAAAGCAACAGUGCAAUAAUAAACUCCCUAAAUGCGGACUGCUGGCGUCUCAUCUUGGAUUAUUUAUCAAUCAAGGAGCUCCUGCAGACGGAGCUGACCUGCAAAGAUUGGCAGAAGUUGGUGCUUGAUCACAUAUCACAUCGUCCAAUAGUUAUUCACAGUAUGGAAAUAGACGAAAACACCUUAAUAUUGAAACAAUCGAGUGAGGCCUGGUGUUCGUUCAAACGUUGGGCGAGGAAGUGUGGCGGCUCCGUUCAGGACUUCGACAUGGACUGUAACCACUACAAGGAUGCCGUGGAGACCCUUAGAGACCACUGCCCGAAUCUAGUAGGUCUUAAGCUCAGCAGGUUAAAAAAGAAACUGUCGCCGACCGAUACGCUCCACUUUCAGAAACUAACCUGGCUCGUGUUCGACUGCUGCGACGAGGUAACAGAUGAUUGCGUCAGUCAAUUUUUAACAAAUAGCUUAGAGGAAUUACGAAUUACAUAUAAUAAGCGAGUUACAGGUCGAUUUCUUAAUAAUUUGAAACCUGUUAAUAAUAUGAAGAGUCUCGGACUAAAGCAUUGUCGAGCCUUGAGAUUUCCAUUUCUGCUGUCUGCCGCAGACCGUUUAAGUAAUUUAACGGUUUUAGAAUUGUGGAAACGAAAUCGUAGUAAAAUUGAAAUAAGGGAUAAGCUUCAUCUGUUGUUUGAGAAAAUGCCUAAUUUGAGGGAGAUAGAUAUAGAGAUAUACGAUAUGCUGAGGAGGCCUGACGAAGAGAUCCGUCUCGCUGAGAGCAAUGUUUUUUUCGAGUCGAUUUGUCGACUCAAGAAGUUGACUCGCGUGAAUGCAAACUUCCAAGUGUGGGAUAACCAUCUCGAGGCUUUGGCGAGCAGCUGUAAGCAAUUAAUGGGAGUGGACUUGAUAUGCAACCAUAUAACGCGGCGCGGUCUGGACGCGCUGUGCCGCCACGUGGGAGCGCGCCUGCUGGAGCUCAACCUGGCCGAGAGCCUGCUCACCGACGACGACGUGGCCGCGUGUGUGUACGCGUGCCCCAAACUACUGUCGCUGGACCUGUCCGACUGCCCGCGGCUGGUGUGGGCCGUGCGCCGCGUGGCGCUGGCGCGGCGCGCCAUGCGGCGGAGCCCCCGCCUCGCCGCCGAGGCGUCCCUGCGGCUGCCGCUGCCGAUCACUAUGAGCAGGACGUCGUGGAUGUACGCUUUACCAGCGACGGAUAUUCAAGCGUCGAACGCCAGUACUGAACGUUCAUCACAACUUAUCGUAUUAUUUGUGCUUACGCCAAAGACGCCAACUCACGCGCUCUGCAGCCUGCAACCUUCGUGCAUUCCGACAAAGAGAAUUUGAAAUAGAGGUGUAUUGUCAAAGAAAUCUUUGUAGCCACAAUAAAUUUACUGCCAUCUUUCGACACAUGAUUAAGACUUUUAGAACGCCAUUUAACUUUGAUCCUUAUUCUUUCACUGAUAUGUGUUAAAUUUGUUAACUAUCAAAAAGUGGCGCCAUCUAAUAGAUCAAAGGCCAAAGGUAUGGCGACAUAGUUUCGAGCGAUGGCGCCAUAACCUUUAGGUAGUGCCCGGUAAGAUGGCGCCACUUUUUGAUACUUAACAAAUUUAACACUUGUCUGUGAAAGAAUAAGGAUCAAAGUCAUAUGGCGUUCUAAAAGUUUUAAUCAUGUGUCGAAAGAUGGCAGUAAAUUUAUUGUGGCUACAAAGUUUUCUUUGACAAUCCACCUGUAUUUGAAAUUCUUUUUGAUUCCGACAAGGUUUAAGGCUAGGCCAGACGGGAUGAUCAAAUCGACCGAUUUAAUCAGGAAUGAAAUUGGCGUCAAUCACAAUUUAAUCACCAAUUUUGGAUGAAUGGUGACAUUAAUGCGUUUUAAAUUAUACAUGCCCACAACGCGUAUACUAGAGUUAUUAACUCUCAAGGUUAGCUGGAAGAGAUCCCUUAUAGGGAUAAAUUUCUCAUACUUUUCUUCUUGCACCAUUUUGCAAUUUUUAUUUUGCCCUAUGGUUGGCUGGUAGAGAAUACCUUUAGGCAUUAAGUCCGCCAUUUGUAUUUUUUUUUGUAUUUUGUGCAAUAAAGUUUAAAUAAAUAAGUUCGCCUUUGUACAGUCGCCAUCAGAUAUAUCGGAGCAACCAAGGCGCUCACAAAUAUCUGAACAAGCCUCUAUUGUCAAGGUGUUAGAGUGCAUGUUUAGAUAUCUUUGACCACCUCGGCUGCUCCGAUAUAUCCGAUAGUGACUGUUCAAUUUAUGUAAAUUUGCGAAUCAAUUUUUGUACAAUAAAGUGAUUCCUACUACUACUACUAAUUGGUAUUUUUGCGUCCGCACCUCCAAUUUUUCGGUCAUAAUUACAAAAGAACAAAGUGAAAUCGGCGAGCCAAAUAGCUAGGGAGCGUGCAUGAACUGUAGGAGGCAACACAGGAGCCGUCAGAUUUUUGGCGCGAGGCGUAAAUGUGAUGUUUUUUUGUUCCGAUGUAGCCCACAAGAUGGCAGAACCUACUAUGCACAAGGAAACAUAUGUGGCGUGUAAAUGUACAUGUUUAUGGUUCCGAUUCAGGCCACAAGAUGGCAGACCCUCUAACGCGCAGUCCCUAUUGGCGUUUGCGUCCAGUGAUUUGAUUAGAAAAUUUAAUCAGAUUGGCGAAUAAUUGUUCCCGUCUGGUCUGGCCUACGAUGACACACCGUUCCGACGGUCCAAUUUCGAGGUCACCUUGGUCGGGCGCCAUACAAAUAGGGAGUAUGACUGUAAAGUUCUACCGCCAGAGUGCAGGGGGCAA
This is a messenger RNA of Cydia pomonella (codling moth), 3260 nucleotides long. RefSeq lists its product as uncharacterized. The transcript has 9 exons. Gene Ontology annotation, cellular component: SCF ubiquitin ligase complex. The record is from RefSeq and is a predicted model, not a curated record. Bases 459 to 1829 code for a protein of 456 amino acids. Gene Ontology annotation, biological process: SCF-dependent proteasomal ubiquitin-dependent protein catabolic process. Lineage: Eukaryota; Metazoa; Arthropoda; Insecta; Lepidoptera; Tortricidae. Gene Ontology annotation, molecular function: protein binding.